Molecule: messenger RNA, 1990 nt
Organism: Tripterygium wilfordii
Lineage: Eukaryota; Viridiplantae; Streptophyta; Magnoliopsida; Celastrales; Celastraceae
Product: probable purine permease 10
Exons: 2
Coding region: 526-1686 (386 amino acids)
Cellular component (GO): membrane
Molecular function (GO): purine nucleoside transmembrane transporter activity
Source: RefSeq, a predicted model, not a curated record
AGACCAAAUUCUUCAAAACCACUAGUGGGUCUGGCCGAACAACCAUCACUGGUAUCUUCUAAUGCAGAGGCGAUCUCACAAAUAGUGACUGCUACAAAUGUGGGAGCAAUCUUCCUGAACUAUCAGACAAACUUUGUGACAAGACAAUGAGCGGAUGGACUCCACCGCCGGGAACCUGUAACUUGGACGAGUCCUUUUCAAUAGCAAUGCAAUCCGAAUGUCAAUGACCCACACCAGCGUAUCAAUGUCGCUUCGAAAUGGCCAAACAUAAGAGUCAAAAGAGCAUCUUUGUAUCUAAUAGACAUGCCGUCCUUAGUUAAGGACAAGGCGAGCCCUCACUGCACUGACGUUACGUUAGGCACUGAGGACAAGCAACUGUCAUACUGGAAUGGAUAUCCAUAUCCAUAGAUGACAGAACAGAAUAGCCAUUCUGUAUCUCUCUCUUGUGCCUCCUCAUCAGCCUCAUCAACUACAAAGCCAGCUUGACGUUUUUGGAGCUUCUUUCUUCUGACUUUGGGAAUCGACAUGGUGGGAGAACAUCAAGAAGUGCAGCUUCAAAUCAUCAGUCAGGAAGCCAAAGAAGAAAACUUGCUAGACUGUACAAAUGGAAACGACCAGCAGUCAUACUCUCAGCACAGAGGUUAUGUCUGGUGGCUGCAAUUGGCUACCUACGCAUUCCUUCUCCUUGCAGGACAAUCAGUGGCUACGCUCUUGGGAAGACUGUAUUUUGACAAAGGUGGAAACAGCAAAUGGAUGGCAACAUUUGUGCAAAGUGCAGGUUUCCCAGUGCUCCUCCCCUGCUACUAUUUUGUAGCCAAGAGUUCGGACGCAAAAGACUCCCACAGAAUUCCACCAUCAACUUUGGUCCUUUUAUCGAUUUAUCUCGCAAUUGGUAUAUUUCAAGCAGCAGUAAACAUGUUGUAUUCACUAGGACUAUUAUACCUUCCAGUGUCUACCUAUUCCCUGAUCUGUGCAUCACAACUGGCCUUCAAUGCCUUCUUCUCCUUUUUCCUUAAUGCGCAAAAGUUCACUCCUUACAUUAUCAAUUCUCUAGUCCUCCUCACCAUCUCUUCCAUACUCCUUGUGUUUCAAUCUGAAUCCACAGACUCUACUGAAGUCUCUAAGAGAAACUAUACAAUCGGGUUUUUAUGCACUGUUGCUGCAUCAGCUGGGUACGGAUUGAUACUUUCACUGGCACAACUCACCUUUCAGAAGGUUCUAAAACACGAAAACUUGAAGGCGGUUUUGGAUAUGAUUGUGUAUCCUUCACUGGUAGCGACUUGUGCCACUCUGGUGGGACUUUUCGCUAGCGGCGAAUGGAAGGGUUUAGAGGGAGAGAUGCAGGGUUUUGAGCUGGGAAAACUGUCUUACCUCAUGACACUAAUUUGGACAGCUAUAGGGUGGCAGAUUUUCAGCAUUGGGUGUGUAGCAAUAAUUUUUGAGGUUUCCUCACUCUUCUCCAAUGUCAUUAGUACUCUAGGUUUGCCUAUUGUUCCAGUUCUAGCAGUGUUCAUGUUCCACGACAAGAUUAAUGGAGUGAAGGCGAUGUCUAUGGUGUUGGCAAUCUGGGGCUUUGUUUCUUAUAUCUAUCAGCACUAUCUUGAUGUUUUGGGAUCCAAGAAAGAUGACAGAAAUGUCAAUGAAGUUCUCCAUGACUCUCCUUCCAGGACAUCCAGAAAUGAAUAGGAAAGACUUCUAUGAAUCAAUGUAAGAAUUAUUCUGUGAAUGAACUAGUUCACUAGAUAACAAGCAGAUGCCCCAAACAAUAUUUUCUGAUAGCUGAUAUGAUGCAGCUAUAGCUACUAUGUAACUGCACAGACUAGUUACAAAUUAUGCAAUUCCAUCUGUAUGUGGGCUACGGGGAAGGGCUUGUGUUCGACUUUUAUUGUGAAUGAUACCCUUGUGGUUACGUGUUGGAUUUUGGUCCAACUUAUCCUAUCGUCGAGUGAGUGGAAAACUUCUGACGGCCGUGAGGUUAGACCCAUGUUGA